Messenger RNA from Hippoglossus stenolepis (Pacific halibut), 4799 nucleotides. Its product is annotated as neuronal pentraxin receptor. Lineage: Eukaryota; Metazoa; Chordata; Actinopteri; Pleuronectiformes; Pleuronectidae. The record is from RefSeq and is a predicted model, not a curated record.
GAGAGCAGCUCUGGACCAGACUUCGCGGAGCCACCUAUACACCGGAGCUACACGGAGCGAGCAGCAGAACAUCUGGAGAACAUCUUCAACGUGCUUCUCUCCGUCCUCCUCCUCCAGGAUCCCGGUGUAUUUAUCUGUGAUCUCCACACUCAGCAUGAAGUUCGUGGUGGUGCUGGUGGGAGCGGGCACCUUGGCCUUCCUCGGCGCCGUCAUCUGCAUCAUCGCCAGUGUUUAUCCCCGGAAAAACGCCGCGCCUCUCGGCGACAACAGCACCCUGACAUCGGAGUCGCUGCUCCUGGAGCCCGGCUCGGUGGCUCACGCCGGCCCGCUGGGCGCGCUGCACGGAGCCGAGUCCUACGGAGGAGGCAACGGGCUCGGCGGCAUCGGACUGGAGGUGCCCACUCUGAACGAGCUCAACCUCGGCGAGGAGACGGGAGGAGGCUCCGCGAAGCAGUUCAGCUUCAGCCGCCUGAUCUGCACCCCUGUGCCGGUGGGAGAGUGCAAGACGAAGGACCUGAGGCGGGAGCAGCAGCAGGCGGACGAGCCGCUGUACGGAGCCGGGGACGAGGACUGGACUUACCUCCGCACCACCGCGGAGGAGCUCCGGCAGAUGGUCCUGCAGCAGAACGACCAGAUCCUCAUGGACCAGAGGACCAUCCGGGAGCUGACGGGGAAGCUGAGCGAGUGCGAGAGCGGCCUGGAGGACGACCGGACCGUCCCGGAGCGGAGCAUCGGGGUGUGGAGCGGGAACCGGCGCGUCAUGGCCGGGGACGAGGUGAGCUCCUCCACCGCGGCGCAGCUGCAGACCGCGCGGGCUGUGGAGGAGCUGGCCCGGGCCAUCAUGGACCUGAAGGACCGCAUAGAGAAACUGGAGGCGGAGAUAGGCCCGGCUGCACUGAACCUCACCGACGCAUCCCUGGGUACAAGCGGCAGCAGCAGCAGUAACACUGGCAGCAGCAGCAGCAGCGGCAGCCCGGGUGGUAACACCGUCAAGGCCCCUGCUCCACCAGCCGGCAGUGCUUCCUCCCCACCUGCAGCCGCCGCCCCAGGCAGCCGCCGUCCCGCCUCCCCUGCGUCCCCCGCUUCCCCUGCCCCCAAACCCCCCGCUCCUAAGGUGUCCCCCGGGCGUGGAAAGGGCACCUGGAGGGUGGAGGACCUGGAGGGGGAGCUGGAGCGCAAGAUAAAGAUGUUGGAGAAGGAGCGUCAGGCCAUGAGGAAGGAGACUCAUGGGCAACACGAGAAGAUCAAUCAGGGGCUCGACACGGUCAACCACCGCGUCACUGAGCUCGAACACACGCUGACAGAGCCGUCGUUCCCCGAUGGCUUCGUGCUCUCCUUCCCCAUGCGGACUAACUACAUGUACGGCCUGGUGAGGAAGGAGAUCAGUGAGAUGUACGCCUUCACUGCCUGCGUGUGGUUGAAGGCCAAGGAAGGAGGCAUCGGGACCCCCUUCUCCUACUCAGUGCCGGGGCAGCCCAACGAGCUGGUGCUGCUGCAGGGCGUCCACAACCCCGUGGAGCUGCUCAUCAACGACAAGGUGGCGCAGCUGCCCCUGUCCCUACCGCAGGACGAGUGGCAGCACAUCUGUGUCAGCUGGACCCUGAGGGACGGAGUGUGGAAGGCCUAUCAGGGCGGGAAGAUGAAGGGCAGGGGGGAGGGGCUGGCUGCCUGGCACCCCAUCAAACCAGGAGGGGUCCUCAUACUAGGACAGGAGCAGGAUACGCUGGGCGGGCGAUUCGAUGCCUCGCAGGCGCUGGUCGGGGAGCUUUCCCAGUUCAACCUGUGGGAUCGGGUGCUGAAGCCCAUCGAGGUGGCUGCCCUGGCCGAGUGCAGUUCCCCGCUUGGCAACAUCGCCCCCUGGACCGACCUGGACGUAGAUGUUUACGGCGGUGCGACCAAGGAGUCCCUGGACCCCUGCCACGCCGCCCAGAGAUCCAACCCCUCCAGCCCCAGACAGUGAGGGGUGACGGAGAGAAUUCGGCCAUGGGUGGUCGGGGUAUAGGUCGUUUUAUGAGUUGAUUCAGGCGUUUGAAGGCACAUCAUAUUGGACUUUACAGUAUAUUUAUUUGUUUGGGGAAGGAAACCUUUCUGGUGGAGCGAAUGUUAGACCUCUGUGGUCGUUCAGAGUGGUGUAUCUGUUUUGUUUUUUGUGUUGGUGUCCACGCUCGUGUGUUAACUUCUGCAGUGAGAUACAUUGAGUUAGCGAAGGCUGCAUGGGUGGAUCAACUUCUGGCAUGAACCGGACUAUGAUGGAAUAUUUCCAUAAGCGAUUAUUAAUUGCCUCUGGUUAAAUGUACCGCUGUACUGUGGGUAAUAAUGUGUUGGGCCAGUUAACUUCACGCGGUGAUUCAGGCAGAGGGCUGGGUUGGGUUCGGAUGCCGAUAUGGACGAACCUCUCAUGAUGCCAUAUCCAAUCCUUUUCUUCAUUUUACAGACAGAAAGUUCUAUCUUUGUUUUCGUUGCGUCCAGUUAGCGGAAAGUGAUGCUAUCAUGGUAACAAUGAAAAAAGGAGUUUUGUUCUUUUUUCUUUGACUCUAUAUGAUCCUGUUGAAUAACGUCUGUGUUCUUUUAAGUUUUCUAUAUUGCGUACCAUGAUUUGGUAAAACGGUGGUCUUAUAAAUGUACAGUAUAUUGUGUAAUGUAUCUCUGCUAAUGUUGCUCUGUGCCAGUCUGCUGCCCCUGCUGUUGCCUCACACACACACACAACUCACAGUCCUGCAGAGUCAAGUCGCAGAUUUUUUGUUUGCAGCUUAAACGAAGCAGCGCUCGACCUUUUGAUUGACGUCUGAAAUUAACACUCGAUGUCUAACUCACACACCGAUCGGACACCGAGGCUACAUCCAUACUACGUUCUAGUUUUAAAAAACGUUUCACUGCUACUCUGGAGAUUUCAAGCACCUAAAAACGGAGAAACCAGGACUGUGUUGUAACAUGAACUGGCCAAAACGGAGAUGUUUGGAAUCGCAUGCCCAGCGUACUUGAAUGGUCAUGUGAUGUGCUUUUCCAGAUGUGUGGACUGGGAUUAUUAUGCUCGACUCACAUGUAAGCGUUGCGUUAAUGCCUUGCGCUGGGCGUGACCUAUUCUGGGUGGUAUUGCGAUCAUCAUAACGACGGCAAGACACACAACUAGUUAUCAAUACAGUGAUAAAGAGUAGCUCAUGGGAAAUAAAAUCCACAACCAGAUGAACACACACCAGGUUCAACAGCUGCCUCCGCCUCUGCUUUCACAUAAACGUUUGCUUAGGUUGUGUAGCUCUGUGGCAGAAGGUUUGCAGUUCAACUCCCGAAACCCUCCCGCAACCUAUUUCCUAAAUUUCCCUCGGGAUCAUCAAGUAUCCAUCUAUCGAUCUGUUUGAUUGGCUAGCGGCUACGCUUGAGUGUUGGCUUGAUCACGAUUUCAUUGGCUGGAACCUACAUGAUAGCUUGAGCUCUGCAGCCAGAGCAACGCAACACAACGGACCCACAAUGCAACAGAUGAAAGAUGCCACCAGCCCCUUCAAAGUGAAUUAGCAGCGUUACGGUUGACGUGUCCAACGCGGAAGUGUGAGUCCAGCGUAACUGAUACAGAGCGAAAAACACACGAGUGGCUGGAGAUCGUUUGGGUUUUAAAAGGAGAACGUACCAGUGUGGAUGUAGCCUGACAUCUGAGUAGCUUUUCUGACAUGUUGAUGUAUCCUUGAAUGUAAUCCAGAUGGAAUGUGAGUAAAUGUGCAUGACCAGGGUCAAAUCUGCUGUCACUUCAGAAACAAAGUAGAAAUGUUGGUGUCCGUGAACUGCCCCCACGCUCUCUGAAGCACACAGGUGUCUGUUGGUAAAUCACAUCCUCACAGAACACAUGACAGACCGUGAGGAUUUACUCUAUGAUGACCAUUUUGUACUGUGCAUCGAACUCUGUAUAAAAGAUCAGCAUGAAAUAUUUGUGUUUAUUUAACCUCGGAGCGGACAGAGACGGUAGCAGGCGGCUGUCACCACCUGACAAACUGAAAAACCCACAAACCAAAUAAAUAAAUAGAUUCAAAACAGCACAUGUGAUGCAUUUGAUUCCCACGUCAUCUUCUCCUCAAUCCGGAAGCUGUUGAAAUGUAUGUGACUGAGACAUUUUACAUUUCUGGUUUCAAAAGCAUCUAAUGGCACUUUUACAUAACGUGAGAUGGAAAGAGUUGAAAGUUGAUUUAUAGUUGAAUUAUAACAUUAAUAACAAUAUAAUGUCUUAUUUGUGACAGUAAUACAGUAUAGAAUUAAUAACAGAAUUAAUAUCUGCUUCCAAUCAUAAAUAAUCAUCACAAAUCAUGGUGGAGACCAAAGGUUGGAAGCAAACACCAGGAUGUUUUUAUCUGGUGUACCUUCAUCCAGCAAAAUAUAUAUUUACCUAUGCUGUGAUGCUGAAAACUCAAAUUUUUGAGAUUAGUCCUAAUCUUCUGUUCUCUUUAGUUCAAUGCAAGUUCAAAAUGGUCAUCAUAGGAAUCGAGAUUCGAGAGGGUUGAGGGUUUGAAUCUUAAAAUACUGUCAGUUUUACCUCAAGACAUCAGCCUGUACAACUACAACACAUAGACACUGAGUUGUAAAGUGCCUGCCUGGGCUCUGAUGCUCGAAAAAACUGUUAAAAGUUUAAAUGUUUGCUUCUUCGUCGUCUUCUCUUUCUUCUCCUUCUCUCUCUCUCUGUCACUUUCUCUCUCUCUCAUGCUUUUGGUCGUUGAAGGCUGUGACAGUGUUUCACUCGUCCUUAUUUGCAUCUUCAUGGAUCUUCUAUGAUAUUGUGAAAUAGAUGGAAUAAAAUAAUAAAAAUGGUUAUGACAACA